UGCCACGUCGUGUUUCAGUGCGCCCAAACGCGAAGCUACAAAAAUUUUCGAAUCGCGCAAAAUUAUUAUUUUCGAAUUAAGUUGCCCAAGCAGCUCAAUUUGGUUUACGUAAUAAGCAAAACAACGCUGUGUAUUUUAAGCGGUUGCUGCAGCAGUUUUAAGGGUCGCCAUGCAGGUCUUUGAUAACAAUAUGCGACGCGCCUCCAGACGCGCCUCAUUGCGACGCGGCUCGAUAUCGGCGCUGCCACAAAAGUCGGCAGAAAUUCCCUGGGACAUACUGGAGCGUUUGUUCAUGCCCUGUCUCUUCUGCCAGGCGGCGGCCAUCAUUAGUUCGCAUCUGCUGCAUGCGCUAAACAUUUCAAGCAUCUCCACAUUUGCGGUCUUUGUGUGGUUUGCGUUGUCCACCGUGGGUGCUGUGCUAUUCUAUCACUUCGUAAAAGUAUCGGCGUCGGGCAAGGGCGUGCUCGUCACCGGCUGUGACUCGCCGUUGGCCUGGUAUUUGGCCAAAAAACUGGAUGAUCUGGGCUUUACUGUCUAUGCGGGCUUUAAUGCGCCUAUCGAUGACUCUGACGAGGCCAAAAUACUCAAGGAGGAGACCUCGGGACGCAUGAAGCUGCUGCAUCUGGACAUUACCUCGGAAAAAAGCCUUUUGGAGGCGGCUCGCUAUGUGCAAACGCAUUUGCCCCAUGGCGCUGAGGGCUUGUGGGCUUUGGUACAUGGCGCCAACUGGAUAGCGCUCGGCGAGCUCGAGUGGAUUCCAUUCGCAGUUCUGCGCAAGAGCUUGGAUCGCAAUCUACUCGGCGCUGCUCGCUUGACGCAAAUCUUUUUGCCUUUGGUGCGUCGCGCUCAUGGCCGUGUGGUCUUCCUAACCUCUGGACUCAAUCGCGUGCCAUCGCCAGUGCGUGGCAUCCAAUGCGCCACACAGGCGGCUGUGGACUGCUUUGCUGCUUGUCUGCGUCAGGAGAUGAGGACACGUGGCGUGGAUGUAUCGGUGGUGGCAGCAGGCGAAUUCGCACCUGGCAAUGGCUGGCUGAACGAGACGGAGCUGCGCGAGCAGGCCAAGCAAAUGUGGAAUCAACUAUCCUCGGAACAGAAGAAAGCUUAUGGCGAGGACUACUAUGAGGCGGCCAUGACAUCCGUGGAGAAGUACUCACGCCAGGCUGCUGACAUUCAGCCCACGUUGCGCGUGCUCAUUGAUGCCGUGACCAGAACCUUCCCCAUGGCUCGCUACACACCCGUCACUGCCACCGAGAAGCUGCAGAUUUUCCUCGCCGAGCAUCUGGCCCCAUCACUCUACGAGUCCAUCUAUGGCGAGCAAAAGAAAUUCGUCUACUAAGCCGGCAACCUGCAACUUCCACAGGAUA
Molecule: messenger RNA, 1364 nt
Organism: Drosophila busckii
Lineage: Eukaryota; Metazoa; Arthropoda; Insecta; Diptera; Drosophilidae
Product: D-beta-hydroxybutyrate dehydrogenase, mitochondrial
Exons: 8
Coding region: 170-1336 (388 amino acids)
Source: RefSeq, a predicted model, not a curated record